Messenger RNA from Rhagoletis zephyria (snowberry fruit fly), 546 nucleotides. The record is from RefSeq and is a predicted model, not a curated record. Lineage: Eukaryota; Metazoa; Arthropoda; Insecta; Diptera; Tephritidae.
AUGUCCAGCCCGUCUGCAGGAAAGCGUCGCAUGGAUACUGAUGUGUUGAAACUAAUUGAGUCAAAACACGAGGUUACCAUUCUUGGAGGAUUAAAUGAGUUUUGUGUCAAAUUCUUUGGACCCAAAGGCACUUCAUAUGAAGGCGGGGUAUGGAAAGUAAGAGUGGACUUGCCAGAAAAAUAUCCUUUCAAAUCACCAUCUAUUGGCUUCAUGAACAAGAUAUACCAUCCCAACAUAGACGAAGUCUCUGGGACUGUUUGUCUUGACGUCAUAAACCAGGCCUGGACGGCCCUCUAUGAUCUUUCAAACAUUUUUGAAUCAUUCUUACCUCAACUACUCACUUAUCCUAACCCAAUCGACCCUUUGAAUGGCGAUGCAGCUGCGAUGUACCUUCACAAACCCGAAGAGUAUAAGCGAAAAGUCAAAGAUUACGUCAAGAAGUACGCCUCCGAAGAUGCACUUCGAGAGCAAGAUGACGAUUCAGACUCUAGUGAAAGCACAAUGAGUGAUUUUAGCGACGACGAAACGAAAGACAUGGAGAUGUGA